Cynoglossus semilaevis (tongue sole) is the source of this 1523-nucleotide messenger RNA. It is a transcript of the gene myg1, whose product is annotated as myg1 exonuclease. The coding region runs from base 59 to 1264 and encodes 401 amino acids. Lineage: Eukaryota; Metazoa; Chordata; Actinopteri; Pleuronectiformes; Cynoglossidae. The record is from RefSeq and is a predicted model, not a curated record. The transcript is spliced from 7 exons. Gene Ontology annotation, cellular component: cytoplasm; nucleus.
UCCGGUCCGUCCACUUAAUGUGUUCGCCUCCGACGCGGCUCACGUUUUAAUUGACUGUAUGUGGCGUCUGUGUGCGAAAGCGUCUACGUUAAUUAAAAACACAUUUUCAGUAGAAAUAAACACAGCAAGAAGUUUUUCAGGACUUCUUCGCCCAGAAGCGUCGUGCUGUUGUUUUCACGCAGUAACCGACACUCGUUUAGGACCACGAUAUAUGUCAAGUGAAGCGAAGAGACUGCGCUCAGAUAAUAUGACGGUCAAAAAAAUCGGAACUCACAAUGGCACUUUUCACUGCGACGAAGUUUUAGCCUGUUUCUUCCUACGGCAGUUGCCCGAGUACAAGGAUGCAGAGAUCAUUCGGACCAGAGAUGCAGCACAGCUGGCGGAGUGUGACGUUGUUGUAGAUGUGGGAGGAGAGUUUGACCCAAAGAAGCAUCGUUAUGAUCAUCAUCAAAGGACAUUUACGGAGAGCUUCCACAGCCUGUGUCCACAGAAGCCCUGGGUAACCAAGCUCAGCUCAGCUGGACUGGUCUACCUGCACUUUGGUCAUCAGCUGCUGGCUCAGCUGACGCAGCUGAAGGAGAACGAAAGGCAGCUGGAAGUGCUUUAUGAUAAGCUUUACGAGAACUUCGUGGAGGAGGUGGAUGCUAUUGAUAAUGGCAUCUCGCAGUACGACGGAGAAUCUCGCUACGCUAUUUCCAGCACUCUGAGUGCACGUGUCUCCCACCUGAACCCACGGUGGAACAGCAAGAGCCAGGACACUGAGGAAGGAUUCCAGAAAGCUAUGAAAAUGGUUGGUGAGGAGUUCAUGGACCGCCUGGAUUUUUACCAGUCCUCGUGGCUGCCUGCUCGUGCAGUGGUGGAGGAGGCUGUUAAACAGAGACACCAGGUGGAUCCCAGUGGCGAGAUCGUCUUGUUUUCCCUGGGCGGGUGUCCGUGGAAGGAGCACCUGUUUGCCCUGGAGAAAGAGCUCCAGGUGGAGUCGCCCAUCAAGUUUGUCCUUUACUCCGACCAGAAUGGACAGUGGAGGGUCCAGUGUGUUCCUGCAGGACUCAACACCUUUCAGAACAGGCUGUCCUUGCUCGAGGAGUGGCGCGGGGUCCGAGAUGAAGCCCUGUCAGAGCUCAGCGGGAUUAAGGGUUGCGUUUUCGUCCACGCCGGAGGAUUUAUUGGCGGCAACAAGACCCAGGAAGGAGCCCUGGAAAUGGCACGGAGAACCCUGCAGGCCGCCGCACCUGCCCCUGCCCCUGCGAAUGGAAGCAGCUGAGUGGACAGCCAGCGGCACAUCCUGUGUCCUCCUGGGCUGUCUUUAGAGAGGAUAACAAGGAUUUAAAUGUUAUUUCACCAGGUUGCGGCUUGUUUGUUCCAGACAGGAAUAAUUAUAGUUUUUUUUUGUUCUGUUCUGUAGAGAGAUCAUGUCACACCGGUGUCAAAACACUUGGGGUUUUUUUUUCUCAUCCAUUUACACCUGACAUUCAAUCGGUUUGCAAUAAAAAUGCAUUUUAAUAGUAGCUUUUCAUAUCUUA